This is a messenger RNA of Cantharellus anzutake, 1272 nucleotides long. RefSeq names its product 26S proteasome subunit P45. Gene Ontology annotation, molecular function: ATP hydrolysis activity; ATP binding; proteasome-activating activity. Lineage: Eukaryota; Fungi; Basidiomycota; Agaricomycetes; Cantharellales; Hydnaceae. The coding region runs from base 1 to 1272 and encodes 423 amino acids. Gene Ontology annotation, biological process: proteasome-mediated ubiquitin-dependent protein catabolic process. Gene Ontology annotation, cellular component: proteasome regulatory particle, base subcomplex. The record is from RefSeq and is a predicted model, not a curated record. The transcript is spliced from 7 exons.
AUGGACGAGAUAGGCAUUGAAAUUCAAAAGGAGGAACCCGCCUUUGAGUCUGUAGUAAAUGAGAAGACCACUCUGUUCGAAGAUCUUCAUGAAGAGGACUACUAUGUCAAGUGGAAGAAGCUCAAGCGUCAUCUAGAGAUGUUGGAUUUGCAGGAGUCCUACAUUAAGGACGAGCAGGCUAAUCUGAAGCGUGAACUAAUCCGUGCGCAGGAGGAAGUCAAACGUAUUCAGUCCGUACCGCUUGUCAUUGGACAAUUCCUCGAGCCCAUAGACCAACAAACGGGUAUUGUCGGGAGCACCACCGGUAGCAAUUACGUAUCCAGGAUCCUAUCCACUCUGGACCGUGAACUGUUAAAACCUUCCUCCUCCGUCGCCCUUCAUCGUCAUUCGAAUGCCCUCGUUGAUAUUCUGCCACCUGAAGCAGACUCUAGCAUUGCGCUAUUGGGUACUGAUGAGAAGCCUGACGUCUCAUACCAAGAUAUGGGGGGUCUGGACUCUCAGAAACAAGAAAUACGCGAGGCAGUGGAGCUUCCCCUCACACAUUUCGACUUGUACAAGAAGAUCGGUAUUGACCCACCUCGCGGUGUGCUGUUGUAUGGGCCACCAGGAACUGGGAAAACCAUGCUUGUCAAAGCAGUCGCUCGUCAUACGAGCGCCGCUUUCAUUAGAGUGGUUGGCAGUGAAUUUGUACAAAAAUACCUUGGUGAGGGUCCUCGGAUGGUCAGAGACGUUUUCCGGCUCGCACGUGAAAAUUCCCCCGCUAUCAUUUUCAUUGACGAGAUCGACGCUAUUGCCACCAAGCGAUUUGAUGCUCAGACUGGUGCGGACCGCGAAGUCCAACGUAUCCUCCUGGAGCUCCUUAAUCAAAUGGACGGUUUCGACCAAGGGAGCAAUGUGAAGGUCAUCAUGGCAACAAAUCGCGCUGACACCCUUGAUCCUGCACUUCUUCGUCCCGGGCGGCUAGAUCGUAAAAUAGAGUUCCCCCUCCCUUCACGACGUGAGAAGCGUCUUAUCUUCCAAACCAUCACUUCAAAAAUGAACCUUGGUCCUGAUGUUGAUCUCGAAGAUUAUGUCUCAAGACCUGACAAACUUUCCUCUGCCGAAAUUGCAUCAAUUUGUCAGGCAGCUGGGCUGCAAGCUGUACGGAAGAACAGAUACAUAGUGUUGCCGAUAGACUUUGAGGAGGCUUGGAAGCAAACCGUCAAGCGGCAAGACGAUACUCACGAAUUCUGUACGCGCUUUCCCUUACCCCGGACAACAUGCUCUGACUAG